Molecule: messenger RNA, 759 nt
Organism: Symbiodinium necroappetens
Lineage: Eukaryota; Dinophyceae; Suessiales; Symbiodiniaceae
Source: the annotation of a GenBank genome assembly
AUGCUUCCUGGCUCUCCGAGCUUAGAUGACUUCAACAUUGUGAAGGUCAUCGGCAAGGGCUCCCAUGGCAAGGUGGUGCUUGUGCGGCACAAGGCCGAAGGAGACCAUGUCUAUGCAAUGAAGGAGAACGUGACAAAGCGUAACCAGGUAGAGCACACGACGACGGAAGGAAAAAAUGUCUUAGAGGCAGGGCUGUACUUGAUUCUGGAGUACUGCCCUGGUGGACAGCUUUUAUUCCACCUCAGCCGAGCAGGGCGCUUCUCAGAAGGCCGUUGCAGGUUCUAUGCGUCUGAAAUUCUGCUGGCGAUUGAAUAUUUGCACAGGCUGAACCUCAUUUUUCGCGACCUGAAGCCCGAGAACAUUUUGCUAGACGCUGAAGGCCAUGUGAAACUCACGGACACUGGCCUCAGCAAGGUAAUUGAACGACUGGAGCCGCGAUGCCAAGGUACCCCUGAGUACCUAGCACCGGAAAUUCUAGCCUUUGACAAGCGGGGCCACAGCAAGGCUGUCGAUUGGUACGCCUUGGGUGCACUGAUGUACGAGAUGCUCACCGGGCUGCCUCCGUUCUACACGCAAGACAGGGAUAAGCUCUUUGAGGUCGGAAGUCAGGGACGAGUCAGCGGUGAGUCGAGAGUUGAUGAGAGUUGCACGUGCGAUUUUCAUGGGCCAGGCCAUCCGGCGGGGCGACCUGAAGUUUCCGUCCUGCGUCACGUCCAUUGCCGGGGUCUUUCUCUGCAAGACGAUCAGGACAAGGUCUAG